AUGAAGUACCUUCUGGUCUUAACAGCGCUGUUGAGCGUAACAUCUGCCGACGUAAGCAGCUUCAAGCCGUAUCAUAUCCGUGAGCAGCAACAGCAGCAGCAAUAUACCACAGAGCCUAUACCUAUCAUCAGACAGGAGCAGGUCAUUAAUCCCGACGGCUCUUACAAAUGGAGUUAUGAGACUGGCAACGGCAUAACAGCAGAAGAACAGGGCUAUGUGAAGAACCAGGGAAUACCAGAGCAGGAGGCACAAACAGCACAGGGGCAGUAUCAAUAUACUGCACCAGAUGGACAGUAUUUAGCCGAUGAGAACGGAUUUCAGCCACAAGGUGCCCACCUCCCAACUCCACCUCCAAUCCCACCGGAAAUUCAGAAGGCACUAGAGUAUCUGGCUACUGUGCCUCCAAGCAAUGAACCAACCAAUGACGCUAAACAUAGAGAUUUUGGCUUAUAUUACAAUAGUCACUCUUGA
Messenger RNA from Diatraea saccharalis (sugarcane borer), 471 nucleotides. The record is from the annotation of a GenBank genome assembly. NCBI's taxonomy places the organism in Eukaryota, Metazoa, Arthropoda, Insecta, Lepidoptera, Crambidae.